Molecule: messenger RNA, 606 nt
Organism: Chiloscyllium plagiosum (whitespotted bambooshark)
Lineage: Eukaryota; Metazoa; Chordata; Chondrichthyes; Orectolobiformes; Hemiscylliidae
Source: RefSeq, a predicted model, not a curated record
UUGAAGGCCGGAACCUGGGGCCGGGGUUUGAGGGACGGGGGAACCGAGGUCCGGACGAACACGGAGAUGUUCCGGGUGGAUCACUUCCUGUUUACAUGGCAUCCCGGAAGCUGUGCUCACCGUGAGGAAGCGGAGACUUGUUGCUGCUGAAGGAGGAUAAUUUAUACGUUUUGAGAAAACACGAUGCAGUACACAGUAAACAUCAAACUCUCCGCCAGGACUUUAACGGGAACACUGAGUGGCCAGAACAGAGGGGCAGUGGACUGGGGUUGGCAAGGUUUAAUUGCCCAUGGUUGUCACUCACUCGUAUUGAUCAUUGAUCCAUGCACGUCACAAACAAUUCAAGUUCUGGAAAGACACAAAGCAAAUGUUGUGAAGGUAAAAUGGGCUAGAGAAAACUACCACCAUAGUAUUGGCUCUCCCUAUUCCUUGCGUCUGGCAUCAGCAGACAUUGUAGGAAAAAUCAUAGUUUGGGAUGUUGCUACUGGAGCAGCUCGUUGUGAGAUUCAGGAGUACACCAAACCCAUUCAAGGUAAGAGAUUAAGUUGUAAUAAAAACUGGAGCGCUGCAAGUCUACUGAAGUUUACAUAGAUACCACACGAUGAU